Messenger RNA from Dermacentor silvarum, 2819 nucleotides. RefSeq names its product monocarboxylate transporter 12-like. The record is from RefSeq and is a predicted model, not a curated record. Gene Ontology annotation, molecular function: transmembrane transporter activity. Lineage: Eukaryota; Metazoa; Arthropoda; Arachnida; Ixodida; Ixodidae. The transcript is spliced from 7 exons. Bases 79 to 1521 code for a protein of 480 amino acids. Gene Ontology annotation, biological process: transmembrane transport.
ACUGGCUUCGCAGGCUGACGAAAGGUGAUCGGAAAGCAGGACUUCUGCAGCAGCUUGCGACAACUAGCGGACGCAACCAUGGCCCUGCCGGACACGCGGGCGUGCUGGCCAGUGGCGGCCUCGGUCACGGUCUUUGUCUUCUUUGGCACGAUGCUGGUUCGGUCCGAGGCCAUCAUGUACGUGGGCUUCAUGGACAUGCUACAGGUCAACCGAGAGAAAGCGUCGUGGCCACUCACUGUCGCCAUCAUCAUGUCGCAACUUGCAGGACCCCUGUAUGGAUUGCUCGGCAUAUGGCUCUCGGACAGGAUUCUGAUGGUGGCCGGCGCCCUGCUCUGCGCACUGCCUGUGAUGGCCUGCGCUUUCACCCAGAGCUUCGGACUCGUCGUUUUCCUAUACGGCGUCCUCUUCGGCCUUGGCUUAGCCUGCGUUGACUUGGUGCCGUACACGGUGGUGGUUCGGCACUUUGUUCGCUACCGAGCCACGGUUAUGGGAUCAGUGUUCGUGGUGGCUGCACUGUCGGGAUUCGUAUUCCCGCUGAUGGUUGAGGCGCUGCGGAAUGCGUUCCAAUUCCACUACGUGCUGCUCAUAUUGGGAGCCCUGGAACUGGUCAUGCUCGUGGGCUGCAUCGUCGUAGACCGGGUUCCUCGAAGCGAUGACGGUUCUUCCCGUUCCAGUGGCUGCGCCGAGCCGGCGACCGAGCCACCUGUCGCCUUCGGGUGCACAAACAGUUUGGAGAAGGCUUGUAUCGCGAAGUCCUUCACCAAAGAGAUCGUCCCGUCCCUGGCCGUCACUGGUUCCCACGCAGAAACCGAGGAGCCGUGCGAGACAAAUCCGCUGCUCGGGAAGUUGCAGCCGGUGAAGAGAAAACUGACACGCAACCUGCGUUCACUGGCCUCUUGGGCGUUCUUGCACGUGGCAGUGUCGCGGGCUGUCUCGUUCUUCGUGAUCACCUCAUUCCUGCUGACCGCCGUCGACUUCGGCACGGACAACGGACUCGUCAGCUUCGAGGCAGUCGCCUUAGUCACCGCCUGUGCCGUCGGCGACUUGGUGUCCAAGAUCGGGAUCGGCUUCGUCCUUGACGCCAAGGUGCUGAGUCAUGAAGCGCUGAUACUCUGCGGCUUCGCUAUCCAGGCGGCCUCAUUGGUAGUUACGGUGCUUGUCAAGAAGUAUUGGGUUCUCCUGGUGAGCUGCUUCUUCACCGGGCUCACAGGGGGAAGUCGAAUAUUCGCCUGCACCGUCAUGGUAGCCGAGCUUUUCGACCAACAGUCGCUACCGCUGGGCCUGGGUGUCACAAACUUCGUCGCCGGCAUCGUUUCUCUCGCUCGGCCACCCCUGGUCGGCUACGCACGUGACGUUGGGGGCUCGUACGACCUCCUCUACGUAGCCCUCGCAAUCGUAAAUGGAGUUUUCACGCUCACGUGGACGAUCAGUCUGUGCUGGCGGAGGUUUCAAAGACUCCGGCAGAAGGAGCCACCCACCGGUCUUUCAGAUGAAAACGACCAGGGCGUACCGCAAGGUUGAGAAUCAAGAUAGGAAGCAUCAGGAACGACUGUGAUAGCAUUUUUUAUUUGUUCCGGUGGUGUUAACAAAGCAGGCGCAGUAUUUACUUUUAUAUAAUUGUCUACAAGGCACUUUUGGGACUCUGGCAUUACCAUGUCUAUACAUGCCCUCUGAUGUAAGUGAGUGAGUGAGUGAGCGAAAUAACUUUAUUGAGGUCCAGAGAACCCACCAUAAGUACAACAGAAGGAACAAACAAAAAGAAUCUGAUUUCAAGAGUCACACAAACAACAUCAUCGUCAGCAUGACAAAAUGUAAGGUGCGCUGAAGCAGUAGCGACAUACAAGUUAGUUGUCAGCAGCAACAAAAGAAUAGAACAAAAAGUAAAAAGUCACAGGCCUGCGCGGCACAUGCAGCACAGUCACAGCAUAAGCUGGUGGACUGGCUCAAGAGUAGCUCCAAUUUGGGCACCACGCACAACAGGGUCUUCGCGGCAGUCUGUUCGCCUCAUUUUGAUCUGAACUGUCCGCCCGGCGUCGACGGUGAGCUGCGGCUUGUAAUGCUCUCUGCACAGCAGUCUGCUGAGCCCGAUCAAGCCUUACAACGGCACCUUACAUGUCAGGCGCGCCGCGUUUGCAGGCAUCUUAACUAGAUGGCGCCACCAUACUGGCGGAGGCUCGGCAGCUAGGGAGCGCGUUGAUAGCGAGCCUCGUCUGAAUCGCAUAUCGUCGUCUGCGCCUGCAGACGCAACAUUUGCAGGCAUCUUACCUAGAUGGCGCCACCAUACUGGCGGAGGCUCGAGUCCUCUCCCCCUGCGUUUACCUUUCCGCGGCCCGAUAGCAAGCGCUUGCGUGGCUCAAUGGCAGAGUAUCCGGCUCCCACGCAGCGGGCGCGGGUUCGAUCCCGGCAGGAACCUCAUACUUUGCUCGCGUUUCCGGCGAUAGCUGUUACGCGGCGAACGCCACCAGCGGCGACAUCAUCGCGACCCGAAACGGCUAUUGGAAUGAGCCCAUAACACUUUACGCUGUAAAAGCUAUAUAUAUGAAGAUCCACGCACUGUGGGUAUUAAUGUUAUGCGAAGCAUUUUGCUAGUAACCUGGCCUGUACAGCAUCGUUGGGGUUCUGGAAAGCGUUACAAAUGGACUAACGCAUCUGCGUAAGGCGAGAAAUUGUGUGUGUGUGACACGAGCAUGUGUGUGACGACAGCAGCAAGGCGACGGUGACAAGUUUAGUACUAUGGCGACGGUGAUGGCAUGAUGAUGGCUGGUAAGCCUGAUCAUUAUUUGAUGGUUUAAUAAAUAUGAAAGAAACACGCGGCUCUC